CCGUGGGACGGUCACAAGACGAGCCAACCACUGGCCCGCUGGCCAUGGCCAAUGCGUCUCGCGCUGCUACUUGCGCUCAGGAUUCUGGCCGCCGGCGAGGCGCCGCCCGGCGCGGUACCCUCCUCAGGCACUGAGGCGUGGUAUGCGGACUACGAGCUCCGGUUCCGCCCCGAGGAUGCUGGAGCGCCAGCAGUGCUGUGGCGGCUACCGGCCUGGCAGUUUCAGGAGGACAUUGGGAACUUCUACCAUCAGAAUGGCCGGCCCCCGCUGUCCCCGGCCUUUUUCGUUUCCUCCAUGCAGCCGCCGUCGCAGCUGCAGAUAUUGCAGGAGUGCCCCGGCCUCCUUCUGUCCUCCACCAUUCUCGCUGCACAGGCGCGGCAGAGUGCUGGGGACUGCGCCCAGGCCCAUGGCCUCUUCCAGCAGGCCCUCGCAUGGAUAGCCCAGCUCAUGUCGAGCCGAUUGGGAGCACGGAUCGACCUGACUUGGCCCAUGGAGGAGGCUGUGCUUUUAGACGCCGUGGCUCAGGCUUCGAGCCUUCUGCCGGGCUGGCCCAUAGAGGCCGCAGUGGCCCGCUUCCUGCAGGGCAGCUGCCAAGCUGCAGGGCAGCUGAGUUGCCACGAUGCCAAGUUGGACCUGGUGGUGGCUGUGUGCAACGAGGACCUCAGCUGGCUGCAAGCCUUCCCAGAUGCCAGGCUGUGGAUCUACGCCAAGUGCGGGCUCCAGGACUUGAGGCUCAAACUGGCAGCUGCGCCUUGCGUGGUCUUCCAGGAGCUUCCGAACCUCGCCAUGGAGUCCUUAGCCUAUGCGACGCACAUGGAUCGCAACUACGGGGGUUUUGCAGACUUCACGCUUUUCCUCCAAGGGAAGCCGUUUGAACAUGCUCCCCACAUCCUGGUGGAGGAUGCGGUGGGCGCGAUUCGUGCCGGGCUCUACGCGGUGCCCUUUCUGCACCUGAACUCCCGCCGCUUCUUGGCCGGGAGCAGCUUCUGCCUGAGGGACCUCUUCCAGAGAUUGUUCCCAGAAAGCACCGUCCCUGAGGUCUUUGCUUCGUACUGCUGCAGCCAG
Messenger RNA from Effrenium voratum, 1065 nucleotides. The record is from the annotation of a GenBank genome assembly. Lineage: Eukaryota; Dinophyceae; Suessiales; Symbiodiniaceae.